ACCAAGCACCACAGAGGCUCAGUUAUCAAGAUGGCGGCCGAUGGUCGAACUCGUGUUCGACUCUCGGUAGCUUCGCAGUUCUUUCAUAACGAUGAUGCAGAUAAUCCUGUGGCAUCAGGAGAGUAUUCUGCUGAGGACUCUACCUCCGAGAAGGUCAUUGAUUUACUCAAUCAAGCUCAGCUAGAAAAGGAAAACAAAUUGAAUUGUCUGAAACAGGUGCAAGAGUUCAUUGUCAAUAAAGACCCCACACUUCUGGAUAAUUUUUUGGAUGAAAUCUUAGUUUUCCAGCAAGACCGAUCAGCAGAUGUGCGUAGGUUUGUGGUUGGAUUUAUUGAGGAAGCAUGCAAAAAGGACAUUGAGCUGCUGAGCAAAGUGCAGAGCACUCUGGCAUUCAUGCUAAAUGAUGACAAUGUUGCUGUACAAAAAAGAGUCAUGUUGUGUGUGACACAGUUGUACAAAUAUGCUUUACAGUACAUCUGCAAGCACAAGGCAAUAUCAGAAGAGCUGGAACACAUGUGGGAGCUUCUCAUCACGAUCAAAGAACAGAUCAUAGACAUGCUGGAGUCUGACAAUGAUGGAAUCAGAACUCAUGCGAUAAAGUUUAUGGAGAUGCUUGUUCUUGUUCAGUCGCUCAAAACUCAGGAUUCAGAGUCACUGAAAAAAGGAGAGGCAGACAUCUCACUGGAAAUAGUCCCCAGAAAUCAUCCUUUAGUCAAAAUGACAGAGUUAAGAGAAGAAGGUGGAUCAACUCUGGAAUCUUUGCUUACUCUGAUUGCCUCUCAUACCAUCUCCAGUGUGAACCUGAUGGCUGCCCUUGGAUCUCUGUCAGCCAUAGCUCGUCAAAGACCUGCCUUUAUGGCGAUUGUUGUUCAGGCAUUUGAGUCUCUUCAUGCUAAUCUUCCCACUUCUCUGAGCAAAUCUCAAGUCAGCAGUGUGAGGAAAAAUCUCAAGCUUCAUCUGAUGAGUUUACUCAAGCAUCCAUCAUCUGUUGAGUUUCUCCCUCAGAUCACAACGCUCUUAACAGAUCUUGGAGCAUCACAAGCUGAGCUUCAAAAGAACAUGCCAAAAGUCAGUGCAGAGAAAAAACGGCCUGAACCAGAAGCUGUGGCCACAAAAAAACAAAAGCUCGAUAUUGAAGAGCUGGAGACAAUGUCCACUUCAGAUGCUGUUGAAAUGACAGCACAGGAUAUAAUCCCCAGACUCAACAAAGACACAGUAACAGACCUGGUGCUGGUUAGCAUGUUAGCCCUCCCAGACAGCCUUCCAUCCCACUUCCAUGACACAUACACUCCCAUUGCCGCAGCAGGCGGACAAGCUCAAGUCGUCCAUCUUGCUCGCCUGUUGGCAACUCAGAUGAAUGCUGCUAGGAUUGGAAAAGGAUAUGAGAGAAUGGAAGCCUUGAGAAAGCAAAGGAAGAAGCAACGAGGGAGUCAAAUAUGCGAAUGUAUUUCCUCUUACCAUAGUGCAGCCAGGAGUGGAGUAAGCCAGGAACAUAUCAGCCUCAUUGUUGGACUUGUUACUCAACUCGGUGGCGACUUAAAAAUGGUUCUUCAAGAGUUUAUUCUAGAAGAUAUCAGGCCUCGUUACGAACUGUUAAUGUCAUGGCUGUAUCAAGAAUACGGAGCAUCGGAAGGCACUGAAAUGCCGGGAGAAGAUAGCGAGUUACGACAAUCAUACAGCGAUUGUAUUCUCCAUCUGAUGGACGGAUUGUACGCCAAGCUGGACCCCAAAGACAAGUUGUUUUCUCGUAUUCUGCUGGACAUACCGUCACUAACAGACGGGGCUGUCAUGGCUGUCAGAAUGUACUGCGAAGAUUUGGAGCGUCUUCUAGUUGGAUUUUCUACCCUAAGGGAACUAAUCUUAAAACGACCAGCAACCCAGCAACAAUUGCUACAAACUCUUCUGGAGCUGACCACAAACGAGAAAGAACAGGUGCGGGUACAAGCCAUACACUCGGCUAAGAAACUUCACACGCGGCCGGAACUAGCGGAAUCCAUUGAGAAAUACGCGUUGAGUUCUUUACAACAGUUGUUAGCUGACCACCCGCCUGCCCCAGAGGGACUGGACCCUGAUAUAGAAGUGGCUCCUGGCGAGUGGACAGAUGACACGAUUAAACUUUGUCUUUAUUUAUAUCUUGCACUGCUUCCACAAAAUCAUAAACUAUUUCACGAAUUGGCUAAAGUGUACACAGCUUCCUCGCAGGUCAUAAAAAGAAUCAUUCUUAGACAUCUUGAACACCCUGUUCGUGCAAUCGGUAUGGCGUCACCUGAGCUCUUGCAGUUGGUAGAGAACUGUCCUACAGGCGCUGAAACACUUAUAGCUAGGAUUCUUAACAUUAUCACUGACAAAGCGGUACCCACAGCAGAGCUGGUUAAGCGAGUCAAGGAGCUCUACCACAAGCGUGUAUCAGACGUACGGUUCUUGAUCCCUGUACUCACUGGUCUGAAGAAACAGGAAAUCAUCGCUGUACUGCCUAAGCUGAUCAAGCAGUCACCCAGUGUGGUCAAGGAAGUGUUUAAUAGACUGCUGGGAUGCUUUCAUAGUGACUCGAAGGUAUCAGCCACCAGUCCCCUCAGUCCGUCUGAACUCCUGGUCGCUCUUCAUCAAAUCGAGGCUAAGAGUGACAUGAAGUCUGUUAUGAAAGCCAGCAGCCUGUGUUUCGCGGAGAAGACCAUUUACACUCAGGAGGUGUUAGCAGUGGUUCUUCAUCAGCUGAUGGAAAUGAAUCCUCUCCCUACCUUGUUCAUGAGAACGGUGAUCCAGUCUCUCAGCAUAUGUCCUCGACUGGUUGGCUUUGUCAUGAACAUACUUGCCAAAUUGAUCACCAAGCAGGUCUGGAAACAGCCCAAAGUUUGGCAGGGAUUUGUCAAGUGUUGUCAGAUGACCAAGCCCCAGUCCUUCUCGGUUCUUCUGCAACUUCCUUCUCGACAGCUGGAAAGCGUGUUUGAGAUAUGUCCAGAACUCAAAGAGAACCUGGUUGCGCAUGUUCAGUCGUUCACUCCUCACCAGCGAGCACAUAUUCCGAGAUCGCUUCUUCAGAUCUUAGAAAAGGACGGAAAAAAGGACGAGAAGAAACCUAAAGUGGAAAAACCAGACAAGGAACAGAUCGACCCUGAAGACGACGACGAGUCGACGAAAGACGACAGAUCUCCGAAGCAGACACGAUCGCACUCGAGAGAAUCGCUGAAAGACAAACGAAAGUCGCGCAGAUCACGCUCUCGCUCCAGGUCACCGCGGAAGAAACGGGAGAAAAGUGCUGGUGAGGAGAGUGCAAGUGAAGGAGAAAUAAACUGAAAGUCGAUGGAGGAAAGGUGGUUAGAUGGCAUGCGAAGUUGAGUUAACCUUGUCGUGCAGGAAGACUACGAAUACCUAAGUCAAGUUUUCCUGCAUCUCCAAGAAGAAACCGUGAUUCGCGGGGCGAGGAGAAUUCGUUGAAACCGAACUAUAGUGUGACCAGCCUUAGUAGAGAGACGUCAGUCUUCGCGUCAAUCUUUGCGUCACUUCACCAUCCCGCGUAUAAAUCUUAAAAUGCUUCCAUCUUCUUAACAGUCACUACUCUGGGGUCGCCAUAAAACCUCGCAAUUAACCCUUUGAAUACCAACCACGCAUGCGUAAUUAAUGGUCGUGCUCUUUGUACCACUUGUGACGUCAU
Orbicella faveolata is the source of this 3652-nucleotide messenger RNA. RefSeq names its product symplekin-like. The record is from RefSeq and is a predicted model, not a curated record. Lineage: Eukaryota; Metazoa; Cnidaria; Anthozoa; Scleractinia; Merulinidae. Gene Ontology annotation, cellular component: mRNA cleavage and polyadenylation specificity factor complex.